AUGGCUCCCGUCCCGGAGGCCUAUUUCCCGUCCCUGGACAAGUGCUUCUCUGGGGACACUCAUCUUUUGUCAUGGAGGAGAGCGUUUAUUCAUUUAAAUGACCCAGAAACAUUUACCGAGAAUGGAGGUGUUGUUUCGGACUUCUUGUCGCAUCCUGAAAGUGUCAAGCUGCUGUCGCGCAGCGUGAACUCCUUCCCCGAGCCGUCCUCCCAAUCCAAGACCGACUUCACUUCAAAGACAGCGGCAAUCCAUGUGGAAACCAAUACGAAUGCCUCGCCGAAUCUUGAGCAAAUCAAAGCUGAUGCGCAAUGGCUCAGCGAAAAAGCCAAAAUUGACGAAAUAUCAGCCCUACGUAUUGUCGUUCUCGAAUGGCAAACGCGAUCUGCGUCACGCUUGACAAGCACAUUUUCCAGCGAGGAGGCCACGAGCUUGGAAAGUGCGGCGGGUUCGGAUAAUUUGCGAAUGUCCGUGGCUGGGCCUCACCUCGCAAGCAUCUUGAAGGAGGCUAUCAGUGAUCCAGAUCCGACUGCAUUUGACGACGAAGGCAGCAGGCGCUCACGAUUGCGAGCCUUGUACCUUUCGGAAAGAGUUCAUCUUCUGAAGACGUCGCGGAAACUUCUUGCGCUUUCACAAUACAAUGCGCAUAAUGGGUCUAUCCCUCUCGACACCGGCAAGGACAGUCUCUUGAAGCUAGGGUCUACACUCUUCCAAGAAAGAUCCGUGGGUGAAGGCCUCCAUAGACUUGUUGAGGAUUGUAUUUCUGCGAUUCGAAAGCGACUGCAAGAUCUUGACUCGACCGGUUCCUGGCUGGGAACAGCAGAAAGUGAUCAGGAGACAGAAAACUCAUGGAGGACUACCCUUGUGGAGGAGAUUGUCCAUAUCUUGCAGAUGAUCUUCCACCAAUUGCGUCAAUCGCAAGCCAUUCCUAGUGGACCUCUCCUUCUUUCGUGGCUCGAACUUAUGCAAGAUUACGAUUUCCUGGAGAAGCUUCAAGUGCCCUGCGAUCAGCCCGUGGAGCUGCUCCUGCCACUUCAGUCAUUUGUGUCAUUGACUACCUUGGCUUUCUUCAAACUAUCAGAGUCUUUUGAGGCCAUUCUGAAAAGAAAAACACCAGAGGCGAUUCCCUCAGCCCGUACGGCCUAUUUCUUGUCCAAAGAUACAAUAUCUAAGACGACAGAAAUACUGGUCAAUGCGACAAUUCAAAAUAGUACGGUUCAUCUCGCCGGCUUUGCCUGGGGACUCCUUCUCAACACAAUGAAUGAGAUGGCCACUGAAGAGAAGAAUGCUCGGGAGCUGGAGCAGUUCAAUAGUGCUGUGGACUCUUUCAACUCAAACAGACGCAAUUCUGUGCCGUCUCGGGGGUCGGAAGAUUCCAUCUACGAGGUGCUGCUUGAAAAGGCCCGAACGCCUCAUUUUGGCCCGGAAGAUGCGAUUAAGGUAUUUACUUCCAGCGUUAUUGCGGAUUCGGUGUUUAGCCAGAUCGCGACCUUGUCUGGCAAGGCAGGCUCGAUGUCAGCUGUGGAUGAGGAAAUGACGUAUUCAUGCGUCCGGUUAGAGCUUCUCUCUCUAGUCGAGUUUACAACUUAUUACCUCGAUUACUCUCCGGAACUCAUGGAGUCCGUUCUGGCAAUUCUGAGCGGCACGUCUGAAGAGAAAUGUUGGAUUUCAAAGUCGACCUAUGGACUCGACCAGGACCCUCGGACUGUCUUUGUCAGUAACGCCACACUGAUGGAAAGAAUCUUCCACAUUGCUAGAUCGAGGUUCCCCUACGAAACAGUUCCUUUUUUGAGGCUUUGUCGUGCGCUAUCAAGUGGCCAGUCAGUCAAUGAUGACGGCAUUCCACUGAUCAUGGAUGAGCUUGAGAACAUGGAUACUUUUACCCAACUGGUCCCCCCCACUUUCCAGGGAUACGAAACCCCCCCCCAGGAUGAAAACGCCAAUUUUGUCGCUCUUACGCGAUCUCUUCCGAUGAUUGAGGGGCCUUCGCCUUCUCUCCACCCGCGUGAGCCGAACUCAAGCAACGCUUUGGUAGUCACCGGUUCCUCCGAAUUGCCGACAUCAACUAUUGGCCAAGUGAUAUCCGAGUCCAAACCGGCAGUCAUUAUGUGGCAGCACCGAUACUCGUGUUUGAGCUAUCUAGGUAGUUGGCUUGAGGAGUGGAGUGAAAGUGGCGUAAAUUCCCCUGAUUGGGAUGCCGAAUCUGGCUCUGAAAUUAUUGCUCUUCUCGCAGAUCUCGUUGCCAGCGCCCAAGUUGUACAGAUGGAAGAAUCUAGUGGCGCGACUGCCAGACGACUCUUGGAGAUGGCCAGUGACGGUCUUUCUCGACAAGGCGAUAUCGUCUCGGUCAUACUGGAUAUUUUCGAACGGCAUUUACAAAGCGCCGGUACUCAGGGGAAUACUGCCCAAUCUUUGGAAAUUAUCAUGGGUUGCAUGCGAUUCACUCAGGAAGUUCUCAAAAUCCUCCCUGGCCGAGUUUGGCCUUUCCUCAGUCGGAGUAGUUUGAUUGGGGCAGAUGGGAAAGGAGGAGUCAUGUCUGGUAUCAUCUCAGCAAUGGAGAUACCUUCGGGGGAGUAUCCGUUCCUCUCCAGCUGCAUUAAUCUCUUUUCCGCCGCGAUCGACGACACCGCAUCCCGUGCUGUGUUACGAAAAAGCCCCGGUAGCGCUGCCAGCAAGUCAACCAAUGUCUCUGAUUGGAGUGCCAGUAUCCCUUCGCAUGUCAUGAGGAGCAUUAUUCUUAAUUUCACCAGAAUCAUGGUCGACAUUUACAACAGCAACGGCAACUGGAGGUUCAACUUACCAUCUCAACGUUUCAAGAUCAAUGAAAUGCUAGCCGACUCUUUCGACCGCAUCCUCCACUACGCCUUUGGAAUCAGUGAUGAUGUGAAGCCCGAGACAAAACUCACCGGGGUGUUAUCCUCGUCCGCUACCUACAUCCUCGACAUUCUCCGCCCUCGGUCUACUGCUGACCUACCCUUCAACCCGCUUCUCCGCUUAAUCACAGAAGGCCUCCAAACCCCCCCUACUUUGCACCUUCGCUUCCAGAAAUUAGUCGAAAGCCAGGUGAUCUCGACCUUGAAUCUCUGCAUCAAAUUGGUACAGGCAGCGCGCCUAGCCACUCAGCCGGCUACGUUACUGGAGGAACAGCUGUUCAAAGCUACCCCUGUGUUGGUGAAGCUUUACGCAUUGCAUGAUGCUUACCGGCUCCCAGUCGUUGAGCUGUUGGAGCAGCUCGUCGUCGGCGCUGCUUUGGAUCUCAACAAUGAGCCACCAUCGCUCGUAGGUCACCUUGGUGCCAAAUCCUGCUGUCUAUUCCUCGAUGUGCUCUCACAGUUGGAUAAGCCGCUUGCAGAUGAAAAUUUGUUGCUUUCAGUUUGGCGUCUGCUAUCAAAUUUCGUCAGCAAGCGCCAGCAGUGGCUUGCAGUGUUCAUACUCACCGGUGCGUCUCCACGCCAGACACUGAAAAAGGCCGACAAGGAAGCAGGUCCGGCAAUGCGAGGCACACCUUUCUUACACUUGGCGCUGGAUAAGCUUGCCAACAUUGAGCAAGAAGAACCUCAGGUUGCUCUCGCUCUCUUGGAGUUUGUUUCUCGUGCACAGGAGAAUUGGCCAUGGGCCACGCCACAUCUGAAAAAUCAUCCACAGUUCUUUAACAGCAUUGUCGGCUUUGUCUCAAAGCUGGAAAUCGCGUCCAUGCCCGUCACAGAUCAAAUCUUCUCCACGAGAAUUGCCGCAGUUGUUGCUGAUAUCUGCGCAGUAUAUCUGCACUCAGCCAAAGAAUUAAGGGACCGCAGCUUCAUUAAGACGCUUAUUCCACUUGUGCAGUGGUACAGUAAAGAUGCCGUGGACGUCUCUGCCUACAACCACUCGUUGCACGCAAAUUUGAAGAAAAACUUCGAAGCCCGGUAUUCUGGCUGCAAACUCAGUGAUUUCAAGCGAACUCCAUUGACAGGUCGCGGUUUGGGACGCGAAUAUUACUAUGACCUUGGUAUGGGUCAAAAGUUGCUAGCGUUUGACUUUGCAUGGAACGGUGGUCGUCGAAACCAAGGCUUUUCUGAGGAAUUUGCACGUGCCAAUAUUAACUUGUCUUUAGUUGAGGCACAAGUGACCCUCCUGCACAGCUGGAAGUUUUUUGCAAUCGAGCAUUGCGCUGAUUUUAUGCCCGAUCGCCAAAUCCAGCGUUCAAUGGCCGUUGUGGUGCAAAAUUGUCUGGAAGCCAACACUCGCAGCGCCCCUCCAGAGGCAAUCUUUGAGCGUAUCCAACAAGCCCGUGUAAGCUUUGCGCAAGCCCUUCUUCAACGUCUCGUGGAAGUGGGAGCCCACGGGGCGGAGGUUUUCAGUCUCUUGGAGACUGUCUAUAAGACUCUGCGGGCCCGGCAUCGAACUUAUGAAGAAGCAUUAAUCAGCGAUGAUACUGAAUAUUAUCGUUCGCUUCUGAAUGUGCUCUUCUUGAGUCUUCAGUUCCACUUGCCAGGACCGAACCGAGCCAAUCCUGAGGCUCUCAGCAAGCAGACUAGCGUUUCAAACGACUUGAGUGUGGUUGUUGAAAUAGUGAAAACCGUCGUUGCCCAAGGUUUUAAAUCACUCACCACCUAUCUGCAUGAACAACCGGAGAAGUGUGCUCCUAAGGAUUUUGCUAUCAUCAUCGCCAUCCUUCAAAGCUGUCUUCAGGUCAAAAACGCGGACCGAUUGUACGAGCAUAUUGCAUUCCACCUUGCUGAAAAUGACGUUGCACGCCACGCCACUACCUUGUUCUCAUGGGCAGACCAGCUGACCGUGGCGGGUGAUCCGAUUUACGGAGAGCUCAGUGUCUCCAUUCUUGUCAAGAUGUCCACCCUUCCUUUGCUUGCUGAGCAUUUGGCCGCCGAGGGCGCAUUCAUGAGACUUUCGACAUGUCGCCUCACCAAUGUCCUCCGACAGCCAAAAGGGUUUGGACCUUUCGACCCUAUCCCCCGGCUUUACACCAUUUGGACUGGGGGAAUUCUUCCUCUAUGCUUGAAUCUACUCCACAACGUGGUGCGGUUCGCGCCGGAGGUAGCUGCAUUCCUCAAUCAAUUUGAGGGCCAGCUGACCCGUGCAUCUGAGUCUUUCUCUACGGCCCAUGCGACUGCAGUGGCUCCAGGCCCAGCCGCACAAUGGCUUAGCCUUAGUAUGACUUCCGAAGCGUACUCGCUUGCGCUCAUUUCAUUCAUCCUCGUCCGCUUCCGCGAAGCUGGUGCAAGUGCUGGACUUGACACACAGGCCAUCCAAGAAUUGAAAUGGGACAAAACGCAGGUCAAGGAGGAUAUUGAAGAACUGCUUGGCCGACGCCCUGCUUUGCGCGCCCGCAUUGUUGCGACUAAUGAAAAGGAAGCCGAAUGGUUCCGGCAGAAACCGUUGGACACUGGCUCCAGCGCAGAAAAUCGACUGGAAGAGAAAGUUGUGGCAAGCCUGAAGGCAACGCUAGCUUGCUUGGGGGGCGAAGAUGAGUAA
Messenger RNA from Penicillium oxalicum, 5469 nucleotides. Its product is annotated as nucleoporin. Gene Ontology annotation, cellular component: nuclear pore inner ring. Gene Ontology annotation, molecular function: structural constituent of nuclear pore. The record is from RefSeq and is a predicted model, not a curated record. Gene Ontology annotation, biological process: protein import into nucleus; RNA export from nucleus. The transcript has 4 exons. Lineage: Eukaryota; Fungi; Ascomycota; Eurotiomycetes; Eurotiales; Aspergillaceae. The coding region runs from base 1 to 5469 and encodes 1822 amino acids.